GUGUUAUUUUCCUUGCUAAUCGUCUGACUGGAAGCGUGUUGGAGACGAGCCAUCAUGGGAAUUAAAGGACUUUCCCAGCUCAUCGCCGAUCUGGCUCCAUUUGCGGUAAAGGAAGGGGAAAUUAAAAACUUCUUUGGAAGAAAGGUCGCUAUAGAUGCGUCCAUGUGUCUGUAUCAGUUUUUGAUUGCGGUAAGAGCCGAAGGAGCUCAGUUGACAUCCGUCGAUGGAGAAACAACUUCGCAUCUGAUGGGGACCUUCUACCGCACAAUUCGCCUAAUGGAGAACGGGAUUAAACCGGUUUAUGUCUUCGACGGUAAGCCUCCAGAUCUUAAGUCAGGAGAAUUGGCUAAACGUGCCGAGAAACGGGAGGAAGCACAAAAGGCGCUGGACAAAGCGACGGAAGCCGGUGUCACCGAGGAUAUCGACAAAUUCAAUCGGCGUUUGGUCAAGGUCACGAAGCAACAUUCGAAUGAAGCCAAGGAGUUAUUGAAGUUGAUGGGAGUGCCAUACGUUGAUGCUCCUUGUGAAGCUGAAGCACAGUGCGCAGCAUUAGUCAAAGGAGGAAAGGCUUAUGCGACCGCUACAGAGGAUAUGGACGCACUGACUUUCGGUUCCAACGUCUUACUUCGUCAUUUGACUUUCAGUGAAGCUCGGAAGAUGCCGGUGCAGGAAUUCAAUUAUGACAAAAUACUUCAAGGGCUUGAAUUGACUCGUGACGAAUUUAUUGAUUUAUGUAUCCUUCUAGGAUGCGAUUAUUGCGACAGUAUCCGAGGAAUUGGUCCCAAGAAGGCAAUCGAAUUGAUCAAUAAGCACCGGUCGAUCGAAAAAAUUCUGGAAAAUCUGGACACCAAGAAAUAUAUCGUGCCCGAAAAUUGGAACUACCAGCAGGCUCGUAGCCUGUUCAAAGAACCGGAAGUUGCCAACGCAGAUGAGCUAGAGCUCAAGUGGGGAGAACCAGAUGAGGAAGGUCUAGUAAAAUACUUGUGCGGCGAUCGACAGUUCAACGAAGAUCGCAUUCGAGCUGGAGCGAAAAAGAUUCUUAAAACCAAAUCGACUGCCACUCAAGGAAGAUUGGACUCAUUCUUCAAGGUGCUCCCAUCGACGCCAAAUCCCAAGAGAAAGGCAGAGGACAAAAAAACUCCGGCUUCGAAGAAGGCAAAGACCACUGGAGGAAAGCCGGGGCGUAAGCCUAAGUAAGAAGAGAUGUUUCUCGUUCUGAUAAGUAACUAUAUUGAACCUCCUUUAUUAUUCAUUACAUUAAGCGUUUGCUUUUACAUCAAUAAACAUAAU
Ochlerotatus camptorhynchus is the source of this 1290-nucleotide messenger RNA. RefSeq names its product flap endonuclease 1 (gene Fen1). NCBI's taxonomy places the organism in Eukaryota, Metazoa, Arthropoda, Insecta, Diptera, Culicidae. The coding region runs from base 55 to 1197 and encodes 380 amino acids. Gene Ontology annotation, cellular component: nucleus. Gene Ontology annotation, molecular function: 5'-flap endonuclease activity; DNA binding; manganese ion binding. The transcript has 2 exons. The record is from RefSeq and is a predicted model, not a curated record.